Molecule: messenger RNA, 1434 nt
Organism: Pieris macdunnoughi
Lineage: Eukaryota; Metazoa; Arthropoda; Insecta; Lepidoptera; Pieridae
Source: the annotation of a GenBank genome assembly
AUGUACCUCUUGGCGAAGAAAGUUAAAACACCGAAAUUAUUGUUCCCCUUUUUUGGAAUUUCCUUCGAGGUUUUAGGGAACACUGAAGCUAUCAUGAAUAAAAUGAAAUAUUAUAGCGACUUCUCAACGAGUUCCGGGGGUGUCGCCUGUGGGUGGCUUGGUCCUCUUUUAUAUUAUUUGAUUACAGAUGCUGAAAAGAUCGAGAUUGUACUACAAAACAAUCUUGAAAAGGACGGUUUGCAUCGUUUUAUACGAGUCCUCGUUGGCAAUGCUUCAAUAUUUUCGAAAGUUUCUAUUUGGAGGCCGCGUCGUAAAAUCGCAGUUCCAGCAUUCAGUCCAAAAAUUCUAUCAGAAUUUGUCAAUGUUUUUUCGGUUCAAUCGGAAAAACUAUCCAACAAACUGAAACCUAUGGCUGGAGCUGGAAAUUUUAAAUUAUGGCCGUAUGUUAAUGCGUAUAGUUUGGAUGCUAUAAUGGAAACAGCUAUAGGUGUCCAGAUCAAUGCACAAGACAGCCAGGGAAACCCAAUCCUUAGAGCGUUAAACGAAUCCCUUCGGCUAUCUUCUGAGAGGAUAUUCCACCUAUGGCUCCAACCAGAUUGGCUGUAUAAAUUUUUCCCGCAAUACAAACAACUUUUGUAUCACACAAAAAUAGUACACGAUUUCACUAGUGAGAUUAUUCGAAAGAAAAGGAUGGAUAUCAAUACGAAUAUUGGUCAAAAACCAGAUGUCGUACAAGGUAACUCGGAGACUACGUUUUUGGAUCUUCUCAUACGUCAGUCUGAUCUGCAAGGUGGAUACACUGACUUGGAGUUGCGUGAAGAAGUCUUAACUUUCAUUAUAGCUGCCACGGACACCUCCGCUACGGCUAUGGGGUUCACUCUUAAACUCCUAGGGAAAUAUCCAGAAAUUCAGCAAAGAGUGUUUAAAGAACUGGAUGCAGUAUUUGAAGGAUCAGACCGCUUAUUACAUAAACACGAUUUAGCGAAACUCCAAUAUUUAGAAAGGGUUAUUAAAGAGACCCUGAGAUUAUUCCCAUCAGUUCCGUUCGUAAUUCGUAAAGCGGAAUAUGAUACACAAUUGAACGAAGACAUUACGCUGCCCAAAGGUGCUGGUAUAAUAUGCAGCAUAUGGGGUGUUCAUCGUAAUCCUACAAUUUGGGGCCCUGACGCCGACUGCUUCGAUCCCGAUAGAUUCCUGCCAAAGAGAUGCAAGGACCUCCCAGCCUGUGCUUAUAUUCCAUUUAGCUUCGGACCUCGCAAUUGUCUCGGUUACAAGUAUGCAAUGAUGUCAAUGAAGACCGCUCUAUCGACACUGCUACGUCGAUAUCGUGUGGUCGGGGAGCCGGAGGCAGGACCCAUCCCUCACAUCAGAGUGAAGCUGGAAGUGAUGCUGAAGGCGGUCGAUGAAUACGAAGUAGCAAUUGUGGAAAGAUAA